AUGGAUUCUUCCUCUCCGACUCAAAUCAAAACAUACCAUGUUUACCCGAGCUUUUGCGCCCCAGAUGUUGGUAGAUCAUUUUUCAGUCAUUUACGCUCAUGCUUUGCAAGCAAAGGGAUCACGAUGUUCAAUGAUCAUGGGAUCGAGAGAGGCCAUACGAUCGGACCUGAGGUCGUACGAGCGAUUAGAGAUUCCCAAGUCUCGAUAGUCGUGCUCUCGAAUAAUUACCCUUCUUCCAGCUGGUGUUUAGAUGAACUUGUUGAAAUCUUGAAGUUCAGCGAAGUUUCGAGGCAGAUGGUGAUGCCGAUUUAUUACAACAUUGAUCCAUCCGAUGUACGGAAACAAAGUGGAUCUUUUGGAAGCGCGUUCAUGAAAACUUGCGAAGGUCAACCUGAGGAAGUGAAGCAGAGAUGGAGCAAAGCUUUGACUUAUAUUGCAAGUAUCGCGGGAGUAGAUUCUCGGAUUUGGGACAACGAAUCAGCUAUGAUCCAAAACAUUGCCACAUAUGUUUCAAAUACACUAUCAAGGGGUUUCGAUGGGAUGGUGGGACUUAAAACUCACUUGGAAAAACUGGAGAGUUUGUUAUCCUUAGAGUGCAGUGACGUGAAGAUGAUUGGAAUUUGGGGUCCUGCGGGAAUUGGUAAGACUACCAUUGCUAGAGCUUUGUUCAACAAAUUCUCUACCAGAUUUCCAUUUAAAUGCUUUAUGGGGAACCUCGAGGGAGAUAAUAAGAAUGAUGGCGUUGAUGGCUAUGAUUUGAAGUUGCGUUUGCAGAACCAACUUCUUUCCAAGAUUUUGAACCAAAAGGAUUUGAGGGUACGUCAUUUAGGUGCAAUAAAAGAAUGGCUACAAGAUCAAAAAGUGUUUAUCAUUCUUGAUGGUGUAUAUGAUCUAGCGGAAUUAGAGGCAUUGGCUAAAGACGUUUCUUGGUUUGGUUACGGAAGUCGGAUCAUCGUUACCACAGAAGAUAAAUACAUCUUGAGGGCACAUGGGAUUAGCGAUAUAUACUAUGUGGAUUUUCCAUCGGAAAAAGAAGCUAUUGAAAUCUUAUGUCUAAGUGCUUUCAGACAAAGUUUUGCAAUAGAUGGUUUUGAAGAGCUUGCAAGUAGAGCAGCAAAUCUGUGUGGUAAUCUUCCAUUAGGCCUUUCUGUUGUGGGUUCAUCUUUGCGCCUGAAGAGCAAGCACGAGUGGGAGCUUCAGUUAUGUUGGAUGAAAGCUAGUCUUGAUAAAAAGAUUGAGAACGUAUUAAGAAUGGGAUAUGACAGAUUAAUGAGGAAAGAUCAAUCGUUAUUCAUUCAAAUUGCAUGUUUUUUCAACAAUGAAGCCGUUGACUAUGUGACAACCAUGCUCGCUAACAAGAAUUUGGAUGUCAGAAGUGGGUUGAAGACCCUAGCCGAUAAAUCUCUCGUGCAAAUAUCUACCAAUGGACGGAUAGUGAUGCACGCUCUACUGCAACAAUUGGGUAGACAACUAGUUCUCAAACAAUUUAAACAGUUAAAAUGA
Messenger RNA from Brassica napus (rape), 1503 nucleotides. Its product is annotated as disease resistance protein RML1A-like. NCBI's taxonomy places the organism in Eukaryota, Viridiplantae, Streptophyta, Magnoliopsida, Brassicales, Brassicaceae. The transcript is spliced from 2 exons. Gene Ontology annotation, biological process: signal transduction; defense response. Bases 1 to 1503 code for a protein of 500 amino acids. The record is from RefSeq and is a predicted model, not a curated record. Gene Ontology annotation, molecular function: ADP binding.